AUGAGCUUGUAUUUCUCACACCCCAAGCAGGAAAAGCAGCCAGCUAACGUAGAAUCCCCAGAUAUACACGCAAUACAAGUUAAAAAUCUCGAAACAUUUGUCAAAACAGACUUCGAAAAUCUAGGAGAAGAUGGAGAAAUUUCCUUCGAGAUCGAUCUCAUCAAGCACCGCGACCUAGCCAGAAACUUUCUCCCGCAUUCAGCGCUAGAAAUACUAAAGCUAAGGAAGAGGUCUUGCAUAGUGAGAUAUGUUGACGUCUUUGUUGAUAGGAUGAAAGCGACGGGAGGUGAGAAGGGUGUGGAGCUGCGCCAGUGGGCAGAUCGCUGA
Botrytis fragariae is the source of this 327-nucleotide messenger RNA. RefSeq lists its product as uncharacterized. The record is from RefSeq and is a predicted model, not a curated record. Lineage: Eukaryota; Fungi; Ascomycota; Leotiomycetes; Helotiales; Sclerotiniaceae. The transcript is spliced from 2 exons. The coding region runs from base 1 to 327 and encodes 108 amino acids.